Messenger RNA from Australozyma saopauloensis, 1011 nucleotides. RefSeq names its product Aga1p (gene AGA1). The coding region runs from base 1 to 1011 and encodes 336 amino acids. NCBI's taxonomy places the organism in Eukaryota, Fungi, Ascomycota, Pichiomycetes, Serinales, Metschnikowiaceae. The record is from RefSeq and is a predicted model, not a curated record. The transcript has a single exon.
AUGCAAGUUGCACCUCCACCAAACGGUAAAAAAUUGUGGCGCGUCAAAAGAGCCUCGUGCUCCGGUCCAUCUGGAAAAGAGAACAAUUCUUCUCUUGAAUGUUUGAACAAUUCUUUGAGAAUUUCCGCCGCUGGCAAGUCUUUCUUGCAAAAGCGUCCACCUUCAAAGAGACCUCGCUCCAAACCAGGAAUGCCAAAAGACUUUGUUUUCGUGGAUUUGAGCCCGGUCAAGUCUAGCGAUGAUGAACUGGCUUCACUUUCGUCUAACAGCGAUUUCUCGUCUAUGUCGGCGGCUCUGUCGGCAAACACUUCCGUCAUCUCCUCCCCCACAUAUGUCGGAAGAAGUGACUCCGUCUCGCUGAACAAUUCAUACGGCGAGGAAUUGGAUUUGCCUUUCUACUACGGAAACAAUAUCCCCCAAGAAAACGAUCUUUUCGGUUUAGGUUUGUUGAACUUGAACUGUGACUUCGAUGCACCUCAAAAUUUCCAAACUCAAAAGAUUCUGGAGCCUUUCUACAAUGAACAGGUUGCCGAGCCUCAGAACAACUACUUUGAACAAAAAACACAACUUCAAACACAAACAAACGUAUACCCCACUCCAAAUCUCACACAUAAGAGAGCCCGUUCCGUUUCUGAGUCUAGAAGAAAAUCCGCUGGCGGAAUUCAGUUCAAGACUUACAGAGGCCCAAAGACUUCUCUGAAGGUACAUAAAAGAAGUCUCUCUGAGCCAUUCAUCAAGCUUGACCAAUUGCAAAACGCUCAACCUCAAAAUUUCUCUCAAGAGCCUUCUCUCCCAAGCCCCCUUUCCACACCAGUCGCAGAUGAUCUCGACUUGAGUGCUUUUAUCAAGGAGCUUGAGCAAGACGAUCUUGUAUUCUCAAAGGCAGAUGUGACUCAAAACUGGAACGACCAACUUGAUAUGUUUUCUCUUACAAAUGAGGCCAUUCCUGAAUGUCCUCAAGACAUUGCUUUUAACUGCGAGUUCGACGCAGCCUCGUUCUCUGCAUUCUAA